AUGACGCCAGCUUGCGCCAAUUUCCACUACGGAAUGCUCAAGAGGCUUGUCUACUUCGUUAUUUCAUUGACGAAAUCUCGCAAUGGAAAGCACUCGCAUUUGCUCAAUGCCAUUUUUGCCGUCUCGGCGCGCCAUCUCAGCCGUCUACCCCAGUACAAGACACCGCAGGGCAUCUUCUACCAAGGGCAGCUUCUCACAAAACUUGGAAAUCACGAUGCGGUUGAGUAUAUGCUGAAAUGUAUCCCCGCAUUCCGUCGAUUUCACGAAAACAGAGACGACGAUUUUCGCGAGAGCAUCAUUGCGACAGCAGUGAUUUUACGCCAAUUGGAAGAGAUUGAUGAGGAAGAUGAGGACGCCGACGACGACCUUCACAUGACAGGAGACGAUGAUCUUCUUCACGAAAAGCAAAUCAACUUUAUGCCCAUUAUCAAUGCAGUUCUACGCGACCCAGCAUCGCAGGCCAUGUUUGGGCAUAGGAGCCUCAUACAAGCCGCGUACUGGUUCGCUCUGCGACAGGAGAUUUACCACUCCUUUACCCGCCGAAAACCUCCUCAGCUAGAUCUACCCCCCGAGUACUGGCAGGGCGCCUCAAACGUAAACAAAACGGUCAUGCAUACAGUGCAGGUGGCCAAAUGGCAUUGGGGAAGGGGCACCGAUGACGAGUUUUUACGCCUCAUGGACCAACAGAGUUACCUGGAAAAUGUUGUGCUUGCAAAUACAAAGCCGCUGUUUGAAAAGUCAGCAGACAAGCGACAGGGCGAAAUCUUUCCCACCAUCUGGUAUACGUCGCAUAUUGAGCUGACUAGCAUUCAGCAGUCGCUCAUGGCGCGAUCAGUUUUGGUCUCUGAAAAUCCGUACCUAAAGUAA
This is a messenger RNA of Beauveria bassiana ARSEF 2860, 867 nucleotides long. RefSeq lists its product as uncharacterized. The record is from RefSeq and is a predicted model, not a curated record. The coding region runs from base 1 to 867 and encodes 288 amino acids. The transcript is spliced from 3 exons. NCBI's taxonomy places the organism in Eukaryota, Fungi, Ascomycota, Sordariomycetes, Hypocreales, Cordycipitaceae.